AACGGUAUCUGUAUACCUUGUCUGCAUAAGCACCGGCCGGCGACUGAUACACUUAUUCAAAUUUCAAGCCUCACAAGGCGGCCGCAGUUCGUGUUGAACGGUUGAAGUGCAAGCGUCGCGCAUAUUGGUGUAGUACCCGUUAGUACCUAUAGGCUGUAGAUAUAUAGAUUGUACAAAGUAAGUGCGUUUAACCGAUUUGAACGAAGAAAUUAAAAAAUGACUGAGGGCUCGAGCGCUGUCGAAAUUCUGUGCAAUGGUGUGGACAAAUGUUCAGUACAAACUAGAGAUUUGAAUAACAAGAGAACAGAUUUUUUGGAUUGGGAUGAUUACUUUAUGUCUGUGGCUUUUCUUGCCUCUAUGCGCAGUAAAGAUCCUUGUACACAAGUAGGAGCUUGUAUUGUUAAUGAAGAUAAGAAGAUUGUUGGUGUUGGCUACAACGGAAUGCCAAUUGGUUGCAAUGAUGAUGAUUUUUCCUGGAAAAAGGCUCAUGAAAGUGAACUUGAUUCAAAGUUUCUUUAUGUUUGUCAUGCUGAACUUAAUGCAAUUUUGAAUAAGAACUCUGAAAAUGUUAAGAAUUGCACACUGUACGUGGGUUUAUUUCCAUGCAACGAGUGUGCUAAAGUUAUUAUCCAAUCUGGUAUCAAGAGAGUGUAUUAUAUGUCUGAUAAACACGCACAUAAAGUCAGAACUAAAGCUGCAAAGAGAAUGUUUGAUGCUGCUAAAGUGGAAUAUUGCCAAUAUAAACCCAAACAUGAAAAAAUAGUAAUAGAUUUUGGAGAGAUAAACUGGAAUGAUAUGACUCAAUUACCUCCAACGCCAGUAAAAUCAAGAUCAUAAACACAGGCUCACUGCAUAGUUUUUAUUAUGGCGCUAUCACAUAAUAUGAAGGUCAAUAACAAUCAAAAGUUUGAAGUCAACACAAGCAUAUUUCAUCUCUUAUUUUUAUACUUAAAAUUUUAUAUGCAUACCUACUACUUCAAACUUUUGAAUUUAUUAUUCAUAGACAAGAAAAUUGAGAAAUUAAUGAAUACUGAUAUUUUUGUCACAGUGUAACUAAUAUGCAUUUUAACCGAUAGCACCAAAGUAAAUCACAUUCUUUUUAAAUGCUAAUAAAACGGACGUAUUUAAAAUUUAAACGAAUGACUGAAAUCUACCUCACAUUAUAUAUAAAGCAUAAUAAUUUAUAGACUGUACAAAAUAAUCAAACACAUGAAUGUUAAAAA
Messenger RNA from Nasonia vitripennis (jewel wasp), 1223 nucleotides. Its product is annotated as deoxycytidylate deaminase. Gene Ontology annotation, molecular function: dCMP deaminase activity; zinc ion binding. Gene Ontology annotation, cellular component: cytoplasm. Lineage: Eukaryota; Metazoa; Arthropoda; Insecta; Hymenoptera; Pteromalidae. Gene Ontology annotation, biological process: dTMP biosynthetic process; dUMP biosynthetic process. The transcript is spliced from 4 exons. The record is from RefSeq and is a predicted model, not a curated record. Bases 217 to 837 code for a protein of 206 amino acids.